CUCUCUCUCCUUCUCUUCCUCUCUCCUUCUUUCUCUCCCAUCCCACUUUCUUCUGUGUCUGUUGACUUUGUUAUACACGGUGGACAGGAUCGCCAAUGAUAGUCUUUAGGAGAAGCAAAAGGGACUUCUCUCUCCCAAGGGCUGUCUCUCUUCAGUUACACUCUCACCUCUACCAGUCAUUGUUUUCAGAUGUUUCAGGUGGCUUGCCAUGCUUGACCCAGCCUAGUUAACUUUUUCACUCCAAGGGAGGUAGUGCUAGCCCAAUUAGAACCACAUAAGGAAGGAGUUAACCAAAGAAUAUUGGGGCACCAGGUAGGCAGGGAAAAAGAGAUAUCCAUUACAUUGUGUGCAACACUUAACAGAGGCACCGAAAUUAGCUAAAGCAUUUUCUACACAAUAUCCAAAGGACAUGAGAGGUAAUAUUUACCCAAAGAUAAGGUUUCACCCAAAGACACAGUGACCAACUUUUUUCAAUUUGCCCAGGACUUUUCUGGUUUAACACUGUAAGCCUCAUGCCCUGGAAAACUCCUUAGCCCCAAGCAAACCAUCUUAGUUUGUCUGGACUAUCGGGUUUUACACUGAAAGUCCCACAUCUGGGGAACCCCCUAAGUCCCAGGCAAACCAAGAUAGCUGGUCACCCUGUCCAAACAUGGCACUUGUAAGUGUAAAUGUUAGCUGCAUUUGAACUCUUAGUAAGUGAGCUUAUAAGGUACUGCAUCUGUAGAAGAAUGAUGUAGUAUGGUACAUCCAAAACAGCAGCCGGUCUUAUGGAAAAAAUGCUUAUCAUGCCUGUUUGAUCUAGAGUUGUAGGAUCUGCCCCUUUGCUUUUCUUCCCCCUCUGCCUUCUUUGUUUUCCUUUCAUUGUGUCUUUCUUUCUCCCUUUUUUUCUACCCCCCCCCCCGCCUUUCUUUCCUUCCUUCUUGCCUUCCUACUGACCUUCCUUCCUUCCCUCUCUUAUUUUCCUCUUUCUCUUUUACUUUCUUUUCUGGUGACAUGUUGACCUUUCAAAUUGCAUAUGGCUUAGAUUAUGUUUCAAAUCUUCAAAGGAGCUCUUAUGCAUUGUUUGACUGAGAUAAACUGGCCACCGUACAUUCAUUUAUCCCAGAUAAUGCCCCAAAUAAGUGGAAAGAUCAUUGCUGAUUAAGACGAGCAACAUACGGGUGAUUACUAGGAGUUUGCUGAGAAAGCACAGUCACGAUGUUGGGCAUGAAAAAUGAAAUAAUUAGGAUGGGGAGCAGAAAAGACAGUGAUGGUUGUGAAAUGAGGAAUUGGGAGACUGGAAGAAUUUGAGAUUGAGUUCCUUCAAGGGACAUUUUGGUUUAAGUGUUUACAUAGAGGUUACAUCUACUACCAAUGGAAAUUGCUAAGAUUUGGGAGCUCUCUCUUCCUUUGAAUCAAUAUUAUCAUUAAUUAAGCAAUGUAAACCAGGAAAUCCUUCCUGGUUACAAACUAUGCUUUGAAGCCAGGCUUGCAUUUGAGUGUUUUCAAUCAAAAUCUUAGAAUAAAAUUGGAAAGAAAGCAAUUUCUCAUCUUCAAAGGAGAGCUAUCCAUGGGGAAAACAGUCUUCUGAAUUAUACUUCAGAGAAUGAUGAGAAUUUUGUUGCCCUUAUUGAAGUGCUGCAGUUCUAAAGAAAUAACUACACUUUGGAGACAAAUCCAAAUGCUCCCUUAUAGCAAGGUUCCACCCACAAGUCAAGGUCAUUGACUUAGGACUUCCACGAAAUGUGGGUUUUUCACAUAUUAGUACUCACAUUAUUGUCAUAAUUUUUGUCCUUGCAUGGUACCACCUGUGCCAUUUAUUUACCUAACAUCUUGCUGCAAAUUUACUUUUUAAUUAGAUACACUAAGCCAAUGCACCCAAUGCAGCCAAUGCAGCUUAUUAGGGCUCAUGAAUACCCUUUGUGGGAAGAAUAGUAUUGUCACUCAGAAGAAAAGCACUAUACUAUGGAUGCAUUGAGUAAAGCCUGGGAGACUCACCACCUGGUUCUCAGCUUAGUUCUACCUUCUGGUAGCCUUGAAAUUUGGGAUUAAUUUCAAUUUUCUAUUCAUAUAGUUGUAAGGAUUAAUUGGUUGUAAAAAUUGAGGAACAAUGUUAGCACAUAACAAAUGUUAGCUAAGAUUCUUUUCUUAGUCCAUUAGUGAAGAGAGAGAUUUGCAUAGUCCUGUAGUGCAGAAGAGACACUUUUGGGAGGAAAUGUGUCAUAGCUAGGAAGGGACAAAGGACACAUCAUCAUCUUUGUUUCUAAACUGGUUUCCCCCAGACCAGGUUUUUAUCACUUGUGGCUUGAAUAAUCAAGAAGGGAAAACAAGAUUUUGUGAAUCUGUCCACACAAGUUGAGCCUAUUAAGGGCCCAAGUUUGAAAAAAAGCCCAGAGUUAGGGAGAGGAUAGGAUGCCCUUCCUCUAAAGAAAAACCAACAUCAUUUUGCUGUUAACAACGAUUUCAGAUGAUUUUUUUUAACAUUCUAGCCUCUGAUUAUUUUUAGUGUUUAGGUUAUUUUUCAUGUGUUUAUUUUUUGCCUGGCAACCAUAUUGAAUGUAUAUUCUUUCUAAUAGGCUUUUAAAAUUUGCAUGCAUUGUUUGGGUAUGCAACUGUGGUAUCUUUCAAUAAUGAUACAUUUGCUUCUUCUAAUCCAAUUCCUGUACCUCUUAAUUUUGUUUCUUGUCUUAUCACAUAUAAAUUAUUUUACUACUAUUUAGGAAUGAUUAAACUAGUAUUGCAUUCUUGGAUACACUAUGGUAAGGAUGAUCUUGAGAACGUAGCAACUAAAGCCCAAGAAAUAGCUAAAAAUAUGUUGCAAUAAUUUGAAUGUAUUGUGACAAUGCCAUGGACAAAGACAAUGGGUAAAAGAGCAUACAGAAAAAAAAAUCACUGAGUCAUAUGUUAAUUGAAUAAAUGAAUGAACAUAAUGGAAUGUAAGAAUCAAAGCUUGACUGUAAGGCUUCAAGUGUGUAAUGACACCAGAAGAUUAGCAUUCAUAUCAGUCAGGAAUCAGAAAAAUAAAAAUCACUCUAGGUAGGGAUUGAACAUGAGAAAUCAAAGCCUUAAACAACCAUCAAAAGAACUGUAGAGAAUCUACGCAUAAAAUUAAAUUGCACUGAACUUUACAACAUACAAAUGAACCAUGCAAAACUAGUGAAAUCUGAAUAUGUUCUACAAUCUACUUAAUAGUGUUGUACUGAUGCCAACUUCUAGUUUUGAUAUAUUACAGUGAUAAAAGAUGUCAUUAUUGAGGGGAGCUAGUUUUUGUUUUAUUUGGUUUUUAUGCAACUUUUUUUUUGCAACCUCCUAAGAGUAUGCCAUUAUUUCUAAAUUAAAAAAAAAAAAAGGCUGUGGAACCAAUAUUUGGAGAAGAGACCAUGAUGUUUUUCUGGAAACUCAGAAGUGCAGGGUUGCUGGAAAACCACACUAGACUAUGUGAUUCCAGGAUCUCACUCAAAAGCUCCUACAAACUUUGCAUCAUUUGAGUGUCCUCACUCUGACUGCGACUGCCACCAAAGGGUGUCCCCUCAUUCAUUUCUGCCUUUGACAUCCCUGUGGUGCCCUCAUUGGCUGGUUCUAAGCAGGGAAACUGACUGGAAAAGUUUUGAGGAAAUUUAGUUUCAGGUGUCGAGUCCCUGAAAUAUAAGAGAGAGUAGAAAGAUCCAGGGAUAAUGCUGAGUUAAAACCUGUAUCCCAGCUCACUGACGUUUAAUAAAUACUAGAAAUUUAUAAUCUAGUCUUUGAAAAGGGGAUUUGAAGAAGGAAAUUAGUCAAAUUUUUCAGUUUGUGAAUGAAGAAAAUUCAUAAAUAAUUUCAUUUCCCAGCAUAGUUUCUCGGUCUCUGCCAAGCUAUCUUCAUCCAAAAGAAUUUCUAAUAAGCAAAUUUUUAUAACAUUUUACAGUUUAUAAAACAAUUUCACAUGGACUCUGUCAUUGGCCCACCAAACACAGAUGAGAAACAGAUAAUAAUGAAAACACUUAAUACCUAUCUGGAACUUUCACUAAUGUUAUCACAUUUCCUUGCAACACACUGACAAAAGCAUCUUCCUUGUAAUUCUCUAACAUAGCACGUUGUCUUUCCAUAUCUUUGCACAUGUGGCUUCUAUUGCUGAGAAUGUCUUUCCUGGUACAAAUUCCUGCUUGACAAGUCCUAUACCGCCUCAUGCCUUGUUGCAUCGGAAUCUCUCUUUCGUCUCUUUCCUGAAAGAGACCGAGGCUAGAGCAGUAUGAAUAGGCAGCCCCCACCGUGCAGAGGGCCAGGCUGUGCUGCCCUUACAGGAAUCUGAGCGUUGACCAGAAGGCUGGCAGGUGUGACCCAAGGCGCCCCGUUCAGCUAUUGUUUCUUAUUCCAAGAACCUCACUCUUGAUGAGCCAAAUCUAGUUUCCUUGUGCAAAACAGCAAGGAGAAAAAUGAAUUUGGUGAUAACAGAGGGCUUAACAUUAGUGGUCUAAUGGUUGGAGAUAUUUCAGUGAACCAGACAUCCCUGCCCACAGUGAAACCUACAAACCAGUGAGGAAGACAAGCAUUAUGCAAUUAUCUUAAAAAUAUACAACUCCUCAACUACUAUAGCUAUGAAGUAACAUUUGUAAAGAUGUACAAAAAGGAAACAAUAAUGAAGGGGAAGGAUAGGAGAGUAUAAGGGAGAGCUAGAGCAGGUACAGGGCAAGUCAAAGAAAGCUUCCCUGAGGUAAGGACACCAGUUGAGUUCAAACUGAUGAGAAGGAUUUAUCAACACAGAGGAGUCUGGGAGGAAAGCAGGAAGAGAAAAAGAACGUUCUGGGCAGACUCCCGACAGCUGUCAGCCUAAAUUCAGUGGGGAGUCCCUAAAGAAAACCACAGAGUUCCCCUUCACCCCCUCCCCUUCUCACCGGGUAACACCUCCCUGACGUGAGGCAGCUGAGCUCAGUGUUAGCAGGAAAGAAACAUAGAGCUUCAUGGCUCAGAGCCCAGGAGAAAAGAGGGGAUGGAGGCAGAUUGUGUCAUGAAAAGAACAUGGUGCUGGUCAUCACAAUUUACAUGUGGACACUGCCACUUACUAGAUUUGUGACCUUGGAAAAGUCACUACCAGCCUCUGAAAAUUGUUACGAGGAUUCAAUGAGAAAAGAAACAAGUGGGGCCUUAUACCCAGUGAGUGCUCCGUAAUGUUAGCUUAAUGUUCUCACUUUCUCCAGGUCUGCUCUGGACUCAACUGCGUCCCUUCAAAGUUCGUAGGUUGAAGUCCUGACAUAUAGGGUAAUGAGACUGUAUUUGCAGAUAAGAGUCUUUAGGAGGUAAUUAAGGUUAAGUAAGCUAUAGGGGCAGAGCCCUGCUCCACAUGGACCGUGGCCUUAUAAGAAGAGGGAGAGAGGGACAGAGGGACAGAGGGAGAGAGGGAGGGAGGGAGGGAGAGCCCUCCCACUCUCCAUCAUGUGGGGAUACAGUGACAGGCAGCUGUCCACAAGCCAGGGAAAGGGCUCUCACCAGAACCUGACCAUGCUGACACCCCAUCUCAGACUUCCAGCCUCCAGAACCAUGAGAAAGUUAAUUUCUGUUGCUAAAGUUCCCUGUCUAUGGCAGUUCGUUAUGGUGGCCCAAAAACUGCUCUUAGAGAUGAUGGAGUGCAAAUCUUAACUGCAAUGACAUUCGAAGAAUGAAUUUAUGAAAGGGCAAAGGAAGGGAAUGGGAUAACUAAACAGGACUGGGGGUUUGAGCAUUUUCAUCAGUGAGGCUGGUCUCGAUCCAUUUGCUGUCUGGCCGUGAAUACUUGGAUGUACAAGUACAUCCUGUGUCCAGGAUGCACACAGCCUCACAUGUGUCAAAACUCUACAGAUGGUUUUCUGUGUGGUUGAGGAAAACAUUUUCUCCUUCUUUUCAUUCUUACUGUUGCAUGAGAGAUGGAAGGACACAUAAACUCUAAGAAAGAAAGAAGAUCAGUAGUGGCCAGACCGGGGAUACAAGCGCCAAGAGAUGGCAUAAUAAGGAAAGAAAGGCAAAGUAUACUCCUUAAAAGGAGAAGGAAACAAGUCCAAGAACCCAGGAUAGAGGACGUGGCAUCAUCCCAUCAACAGAGCUUUCUGUGUGAAAUGCUAUUCGGGAUGCUGGAAAAUACUUCCUCACAAUUUCAAAGCCUGCAAGUGUUGAUAAGCACGACCUCCAUGCAGAAUGCAUUUGAUCUUCCCACUGCAAAAUGAGGCAAGCCCGGCAGGACAGGGAUUAUGUCUCCAGGGAGGAAAUUGUGGUUUGUAAUGCUUCAAUGAAGUUCCCUUGGCUGAUGAGUGUUAGAGGCAGUAGCCAAGCCUUGAUUUUCUGAUUCCAGACCCAGUGUCCUUUCUGUGGCAAAUGUCCAAACAUGCUCUACCUUGCAUCUGAUCUUGACCUGGUUUUCCAAGGUCAAAAGUUUUCUCCGUGUCCUGUCUUCUUCCUUGACCCAAGGAAAUUCUCUGCCCCAACAAGUCAGAUGGCUUGUUGGAUGGCUUCUUCCAGAACAGAAAAUAACCCUGAAUGGACUAUGAGAACAGAAAGGGACAAGAGAAGCAUGUAGAUUGGGCCCUACUGACAAAAUCCCAUCGUGGGGUAUAAUUGGUCUCCGCCUUGAUGAAGUUCUCCCUCAGUGAUCCCGAUACUGCGAGGCCACACAAACACAACCGUUAUUCUGACUCCCACUUUGCAGCCCUGAGAACUGAGAUUCAUGACACGCCUUCUAAAGAUCAAGAGCCAGAUGCCAAAUCUUUGUCUGUCUCGACCUCCCUAUAGGGGACGGAGCUCUGGUGUGACAGUCAGGAGGCUCUUGGGGUCCAGUCCUCCCACUCAUACCCCGUGCACUCCUGGUCAAGGCUUGUAAACCCUGGGUUUCAUUUCCUUCCACUGUGAAAUGAAGGGACCGGAGGGCACGGUCUCUGAGAAUGUUCUCUGAAGUGGCUGGUAAGAAAGCAAUCACAAAUAUUGAGACAAAAUAUGGUCCAGAUUCUUCAUGCUGGUUCCCAGAUAUGAUUCAGGGAGGGAGCCAACAGAUAGAGGAGGCUACUUAUUUUUGCUGGUGAGGUCGACAGAUACUUCUUUCGAGCUCGAUCAAACAGGAGGUCUGUGCAGGCCACAGCGUCAUUGCACGUCAUGGGGCUUGUGUGCUCCCUCUCUCCCAGCCACUGCUCGAAGCCUGGGAGAACGUUUUUGAAACCAAUCAGGAAAUUACUUAUCAAUCUGCAGCCCCGCAGAGCUAUCAGGCUCCUCGCUGCCAAAGGGAAGGGGAUUUCGAGUUAAAGCUCCACAUCUGCGUGCACUAGAAUUCAAAGACUCCAGCUGUUGGAAGAUCUUGCGAGCAACAGCCAAAGAUGUUUAUCUUGCUCUAUGUUACAAGUUUUGCCAUUUGUGCCAGUGGACAGCCUCGGGGUAAUCAGUUCAAAGGAGAGAGCUACUCCCCAAGAUAUAUCUGUAGCAUCCCUGGCUUACCUGGACCUCCGGGACCCCCUGGAGCGAAUGGUUCCCCGGGGCCCCAUGGUCGGAUCGGCCUUCCAGGACGAGAUGGUAGAGACGGCAGGAAAGGAGAGAAAGGUGAAAAGGGGGCUGCAGGUUUGAGAGGUAAGACUGGACCACUGGGCCUUGCUGGAGAGAAGGGGGACCAAGGAGAGACUGGGAAGAAAGGACCCAUUGGACCAGAGGGAGAAAAAGGAGAAGUAGGUCCAGCUGGGCCUCCUGGAGCAAAGGGGGACAGAGGAGAGCAAGGGGAUCCAGGGUUGCCUGGAGUUUGCAGAUGUGGAAGCAUCGUGCUCAAAUCCGCCUUUUCUGUUGGCAUCACAACCAGCUACCCAGAAGAAAGGCUACCGAUUAUAUUUAACAAGGUCCUCUUCAAUGAGGGAGAGCACUACAAUCCUGCAACAGGCAAGUUCAUCUGUGCCUUCCCAGGGAUCUAUUACUUUUCUUAUGAUAUCACAUUGGCGAAUAAGCAUCUGGCAAUCGGGCUGGUGCACAACGGGCAGUACCGGAUAAAGACCUUUGACGCCAACACUGGGAACCAUGAUGUGGCUUCGGGGUCCACGGUCAUCUAUCUGCAGCCAGAAGAUGAAGUCUGGCUGGAGAUCUUCUUCACCGACCAGAACGGCCUCUUCUCAGACCCAGGUUGGGCAGACAGCUUGUUCUCCGGAUUUCUCCUGUAUGUUGACACAGAUUAUCUAGAUUCCAUAUCAGAAGACGACGAGCUGUGAUCAGGACUGCCGUCCUGAACGUUCCAAGAUUUUUGUGGCAGACACUUUGACUUAAUCUGGGGCCUUGGAAGGUGGAGGAAGCAGCAAUGAGAUCCAAAGAGACUCCCACUCAGAUUCCAAAGCAUUUACAGAAAAUUCUAGCAGAAUCUAUUAAAACAAGAUGAACCACCAAAUGGUUGAAACCACACCAAGAUGAAUUCUAUGAAACAAUAACCCCAGAUAAGAAUCCUCCUGAAAGCAAUGUUCAUAAAUAUUUAAGCAAAUUAAAGACAAUGUUAACAAAUUUCUGUUAAACUCCCUGAGUGAUAAAAUCAGCUGGCAAUGAUAUUGUCUCAUUAAAUCUUCAUAAAAUUACA
Messenger RNA from Acinonyx jubatus (cheetah), 8515 nucleotides. RefSeq names its product C1q and TNF related 7 (gene C1QTNF7). Gene Ontology annotation, molecular function: protein binding. Bases 7290 to 8159 code for a protein of 289 amino acids. The record is from RefSeq and is a predicted model, not a curated record. The transcript has 4 exons. NCBI's taxonomy places the organism in Eukaryota, Metazoa, Chordata, Mammalia, Carnivora, Felidae.